UGGAAGCUCAAUAUUUGUACAUUCUAAUGGUGAGGAGAUUAGGCUAAAAAGUCUUGUGGUUUUCUCCCUUUCGGGUUUCCAUGUAAAGAUCAAGUGUUCAUACCAAAUUAUAUCUAUAUUUACUAUAUCGUGUUGGAUUCAACUCAACACUGGCGUCGUUUGUGGGAAUCUUGAUCAAAAAGAUUCAUGUGUUCUUGAUUAUUACAAAAAAAAUUGAUACGAAGUGGACUGAUUUCAACAACAAAAAAGGAUUGUGGAAGGACCAUCAGUUGCAACCAAGGGAAACUAGAAGUGUGCUAGUAUCAACUGAUAGCUGGGGUAGCGAAUCUCGAACAGGGCAGCCGCCCACUUGAGUACAAAUCGCAAGCUUUCCGGUGACCAAAAUACAGGUACGAGGACAGAUUGGAAGAGCUAACUAUCUCCAUUUUCCUUAUAACCAAGCUAGCGAAGAGGAGAAACACAAUACGAUGGAUCCGACAAAGUUGGUGCGAAGAGUACCAUCCAGGUGCACCGGUCCCCGCCAGGUUUGCCUCCCUUUAUUGACUGCUCGUUCAGCCUCUCCUAGCUAGGCUGUUCACAGGUCCUGUCUCGAGCGGGACAGACUGUUAGAUUAUUGGACUUAUACUACAUAUAAUAUUCACAACAUAUUAUUUAUUGGGUUAAUUGUAUGUUAUAUGCUAUCUUAUAUUUAGCCCAAAAAUUAGUGGUCCUAUGGAUAUUAAUUUAAGUGGGCUAAUAAGUUAUCUAAUAAGGUAUAGGGCCCAAAUGUGUAGAGACCCAUGGGCUUAACCUAAUUAAUGAUGGGCUGAUUAGGGUUAAGCAUUCUCUAUAAAUAGAGGGGUUAUGGUCCCUAGUUGAACACGCCAUUCCGUCUUUCUGCAUCCCAUCGCUAGAGAGAUAAUUCCCGAGGGUGUGUAUCAACUAGAAGAUCCAAACCCUAGCCUCCGUCUCCCGGAUCUCCAAAGAUCAUCUCCAAUGGAGUCAGUCAACAAUUCUGCUGCUACAAUAUCUGCUAAUAUUAAUAGCAUCCCUGUGCUUAACGGCACGAAUUUUAAGGAAUGGAAAGAGAACGUUAUGAUUGUUCUCGGUUGCAUGGAUCUAGACCUUGCACUCCGGACUGAGAAACCCGCCGCUCUUAAGGACUCAUCUACCCUUGAUGAAAAGAGGGAGAUGGAGAGGUGGGAACGCUCAAACCGCAUGAGUCUGAUGAUCAUGAAACGUGCAAUUCCAGAAUCAUUCAGGGGCACUAUGUCUGAUGAGGAUGAUGCCAAAUCGUUCCUUGCCGAACUUGAAAAGCGUUUUGCUAAAAACGAAAAGGCGGAAACUAGUACUCUUUUGAGCACUCUUGUUUCCAUGAAGUACAAAGGCAAAGGGAACAUAAGGGAGUACAUUUUGGAAAUGUCUCAUAUUGCUUCAAAACUAAGUGCACUUAAGCUCAUUUUGCCUGAGGAAUUGCUUGUGUAUUUAGUUUUGAUCUCUCUUCCUUCUCAAUUUAAUCAAUUUAAAGUCAGUUACAACUGCAUUAAGGAGAAAUGGUCUCUCAAUGAGCUCAUUUCUCAUUGUGUUCAAGAGGAAGAGAGAAUAAAGCAAGAUAAGACUGAAAGUGCUCAUUUGACAUCUACCUCUAAGGGCAGCAAGAAAAGGAAAUUUAAGGAAGCUGUAAAUUCAGGGCCUCAAAGAAAGCAUCAUAAGGAAACUAAGGAAGAAACUAAGGAAUCUGGAUGCUUCUUUUGCAAAGGGACUAAUCACAAGAAAAAGGACUGCACUAAGUACCACGCCUGGCGUGCGAAAAGGGGGUUGCCUGAGCUGCCGAAAACCAAUUGAUGGUGAAAGAUACAUCUAUGUCGGUGAUGGCAAGCGGGUUGAAGUUGAGGCUAUCGGUGUUUUUAGAUUAUUAUUAAAGACUGAUUUUUAUUUGGAUUUGAAAGAGACAUUUAUUGUACCGUCAUUUAGACGGAAUUUAAUUUCUAUUUCUGCAUUGGACAAAUUUGGUUAUUCUUGUUCAUUUGGAAAUAGUCAGUUCAGUCUAUUUCAAGAUUCAAAGCUUAUUGGUACCGGUCUUUUAUCAGUUUAUGAUAAUCUAUAUUCAC
Cuscuta epithymum is the source of this 2090-nucleotide messenger RNA. The record is from the annotation of a GenBank genome assembly. Lineage: Eukaryota; Viridiplantae; Streptophyta; Magnoliopsida; Solanales; Convolvulaceae.